UCUUUCGAGCACCAUGGCUGAGGGUCCCACCAACCGCCUCUACGUCGGCAACAUCCCCUGGUCCACCACCGUCGAUGAGCUCCGCGGCAUCUUCUCCGGCUGCGGCACAAUCACCCUCGUGGACAUCCCCACCGGCCGCCAGGGCCGCUCCCGCGGCUACGGCAUCGUCGAGUACUCCAACGUGAACGAGGCUCAGGUCGCCAUCCAGACCCUCGACGGUCACACCCUCGGCGAUCGCAACAUCACCGUCCGCGAGGACAAGGCGCCCACCAAGUCCGCCCCCUCCAAGAGCGGCGGCAACAGGUCCACCAUCGGUGACACCCCCGCCGCCGACGGCUGCCGCUGCUACGUCGGCAACCUCGCGUGGGAGACCAACGAGGAGUCCCUUAUCGCCCACUGCUCCCAGGUCGGCACCGUGGUCCAGGCCGAGGUUGCCAAGCAGCCCGGCGGCAGGUCCAAGGGCUGGGGUCUCGUCGACUUUGAGACGCCCGACGCGGCCAACAGCGCCAUCAACACCCUCCACAACUCCGACCUCCAGGGCCGCUCCAUCAUUGUGCGCCUCGAGCGCGCGGGCGGCGCGAACAAGUCCGGCGGUCCCAACGCGGGUCGCCCCGAGGCGUCCUCCGGCCUCCAGAUCGUCGUUCGCAACCUCCCCUGGUCCACCACCAGCGAGGAUCUCAGGCAGGUGUUCCAGCAGGUUGGCACCGUCAUCAAGGCGGAGGCCGUCUGCCACGCGGACACCGGCCGCUCCAAGGGCUGGGGCACCGUGCUCUUCGAGACCCGCGAGCAGGCCCAGGCCGCGAUCCAGGGUUUCAACGGCGUCGAGCUCGAGCACAGGCCCAUGCAGAUCAAGCUCGACCGCUACGACUAAACAGUCAACAGCCGUUGAUGCCCGGUCGAGAAUGAAGGUUUGAUGAGAGAAACACCACAGUGAAACUUCUUUGAAGCAGAGCAGAAAUGUGUGAUGACGAAACAAGAGUACAAAGGAACCCCGCGCAGGUCUUGCGCGGGCAGUUCAUGAUGGUAUACAUAACAUAUGCUGGCAGAAAGAUUGCAGGCGAGCGGAAGGGGGCCGCCGUAUCCUCGGAGACGGAUGUUGCUUUACUUCGAUGCGUAGGUCGAAGUCGAACAGGAUGUGAUGACGUUAUAGAUGUUAUAUUCUGGAAGAUGGAAGUGCCGAUCCAUGUAGUGCCUUUAUAAUGCAAAAAUAAAGACGCGUGAGCGCC
Messenger RNA from Micromonas commoda, 1226 nucleotides. RefSeq lists its product with no specific name. Gene Ontology annotation, molecular function: mRNA binding. The record is from RefSeq and is a predicted model, not a curated record. The coding region runs from base 14 to 871 and encodes 285 amino acids. The transcript has 3 exons. Lineage: Eukaryota; Viridiplantae; Chlorophyta; Mamiellophyceae; Mamiellales; Mamiellaceae. Gene Ontology annotation, cellular component: nucleus; cytoplasm.